UCCCGAGAUUUUAUAGAACUUUCGUUCCCCGCAAUUGGCGGAGCCCACUUUGCAGCCUGGAAUUUGGAACACCAACAAACAUGUUUCACAGCCUACUAUUUUCUGACACCCACAGGAUUCCUCCAUCCCGUGUUCAAUUUCGCAGGGCUUGCAUCAUGUAGCUCAUGGAUUCCUUUUAUCUCGAUAAUACCGUCACCGUCAUUGCGAAGGAUGGCUGACUAAAACUUUCUCUGAUUUCCAGAGGCGACUCCUAGGACGUCAGUUCGAUUUGAGCGUUACGAGUCGGUUUCGAAACGGCAUGCUCGCUUUUUGAGUCGAAUCAGGUUCAACUCGAGACCGCGGUCGACCCGUUACAAGCGUGAUCAGCCCUUCCGUCCCUGCGUUUCGCUCGUUCUCUUGCCACGUCACGCUCUCCUGGCGGCGCUGCGAUGGAGUGCGUGGUUCAAGGGAUUAUCGAGAGUAAGCAUGUGCGUGCACUGGUGGAGCUUAUAGAGGGGAUGACAGGCGCCAGAGAAGAGAAGCUGGAUCUACACCAGUUAGUGUACAGAAAUGCGCCGAAUAUAGGAGCUAUACCAUGUGAGGUACGGCUGGAAUGCCCUCUCAACUGCAACCCACCCAUAUGGACCAUUGUGCACGUCGGGGGUGCGAUGAGGGGAGCAGGGGCGGAUCAGCUGCCAGCAGUGGUGCGCAGCAUAGUGAGAGUGAGGGCAUCCCCGUCUGUGGUACACCUGGUACCCGCUAUAGGCCUCCGACUCGACCAUGAGCUCAUUCGCAGAGGCUCCGCAUUCGACUUCGCCCAUCGCUCCUAUGCGAUGCGCCUAGAAGCCUUUGCUCCCCUGCGCCUGCCGCGGCAGCAUGCAGUGAGCGACGCACAGCCGCUGCCCAAUCUGGCCGGGCUGCAUGUGGUGGAGGUCACAGCUGCCGCUGCUGCUGAGACAUAUUCUGAGACUGCUGCUGCUCUCAGCUCCUUUGCUGACCUCAUCUCCCCUUUGGUUCGUCUCUCCAAGCCGUCUAUCUCUGCUGGGCUGUCACCCGCAGCUGCGUCAACUGCUGCUGCCGUUUGCCCUGCCUAGUGUACUGUGCCAUAAGAUAAGAGCUGCUACUGUACUGUGCCUAUCAAAGUGUGGCGCUCAACGGUCUUUGUUCACUUGCCAUUCAAGCCGUCCAUCUCUGCUGUUCUGUCACCCGCAGUUGCGUGCUGCCGUUUGGCCUGCCUAGUGCCAAGCCCCGUGUUCGUUGCUGGGCGUGUGCACAUUUUCAACCUUCAUCAUUCGCCCGCAUCUUGAUGUUAACAAAUUCCUUGGAAGCCACGUCUAGACUUUCGCAUGCCAAUAGAGUGUACGAUGCAGUGCACAUGUUUGUCCUCGAGGUUUUUUUCUUCAUAGCGAGGUACUAAUAAAAUUUGGGGAUUGGGACGUGACUUUUUGUAUAGAAAGCUGCACUGCGGUGGAUGUAUCUAACUGUGACAGUACCUUUUACUCUAGGGUACUAGUGCUAUGCAAUCUACCAUGU
Molecule: messenger RNA, 1512 nt
Organism: Closterium sp. NIES-67
Lineage: Eukaryota; Viridiplantae; Streptophyta; Zygnematophyceae; Desmidiales; Closteriaceae
Source: the annotation of a GenBank genome assembly